Molecule: messenger RNA, 2387 nt
Organism: Pogoniulus pusillus (Red-fronted tinkerbird)
Lineage: Eukaryota; Metazoa; Chordata; Aves; Piciformes; Lybiidae
Gene: LGSN
Product: lengsin, lens protein with glutamine synthetase domain
Exons: 3
Cellular component (GO): cytoplasm; membrane
Molecular function (GO): glutamine synthetase activity
Source: RefSeq, a predicted model, not a curated record
UGGUUACAGAACACCUCUGAAAGUGUCAAUGAUGAAGUUGAUGGCAACAAUAUGUGUGGUUUCAGAAAGAAAAAGGGAGCCAAAGGUCCUACCAAGUACCUCCCUCCUUUAGAAAAUGAGAGGAUGGAGCUGCCCCACACCUCCAGAGUGCCAGAGCCUGGUCCCCCCCGAGGAAGCCCUGCUUGCCCAGAAGCAGCAGCCCAGCCUCCUCACAGCAUGGCUAGCUCUCCUCCAGGACAGAAGGACACAGCGGGCGCUGGCAGUGCCCACGGUGCCAAUGGCACCGAAGAAGAGGUGUCUGGAGACAGAGAAGAAAUCCAGGGAAGUGCUGGCACUGGGAAAAGAGCAGUAGGGAAGAGACAGGAGGAGACGGAGACGCCAGCCAGAAGCGAGCUUCCCACGGGCGUGCAGCCAGCACGGGGCGCAGGGAAAGCCGGGCACGGAGAGGCAGCAGGCAGGGCAGAGGGCAGCAAGAAGGCAGAGGGCGAGCAGCACGAGUGGGCUAGGAUGGGAGAGGCCAAGUUUCAUGUGAGCAGGAUGGGCUCUCUGGGCUGCUCUGCAGAGCCCUUCCCAGCACCGCCUGACCUUUCCCCGCAAAGCCUGCGAGAGCUGCAGACCCUGCGGAGGGAAGGGCCUCUGCCUGCGCGGGGGCACGGCCACAGCGGCCGGGCAGGGGGCCCUCUCCCUCAGAAGAACUCCAAGCCCUGGGAGAAGCCAGGCAGACCCUUUGGGAGCCUCGGCCCCCACUUCGGAGAGGAGAGCCGGAAGCAGCACAGCUUCGCCCCGCAGCGCGAACACCUCCUGCCCCUCAGCUCCGCGGGCUCCGACCCGCAGCGAGCCGCGGGAAGCGACUCGGAGCAGCUCCUGCUGGGGCUGCCGGCAGCGCCCGCGCACGCAGGAAGCCCAGACGCCGAGAUGCAGUUUGGCUCCUCUGCAGACCACGCUGCAUCCAGCAGAGAGCCUGAGGUGAAUGACCUGGGAAAUUCAGCUCUGCUCCAUCUCUUCUCUCACAUUGAGUUCAUCAAGCAGCAGAUGGCCAGGGACAGUGUCCAGUUUGUCAGGUUUGAAUCCAUAGACCUCCAUGGCGUGUCCAGAUCCAAGAACAUUCCCUCUCGCUUCUUCCAUGAGAAGGCCAUCCACGGUGUUGCCAUGCCCAGGAGUUACCUGGAGCUGACUCUGAACCCCAAAGAUAAUGAGUUAGAUUACAUCAAUGCCACCAAUUUCAACUGUGACAUCAUCCUGAACCCCGACCUCUGCACCUUCCGCGUGCUGCCCUGGACCGAGCAGACGGCUCGAGUCAUCUGCGACUCCUUCACCGUGCUGGGCAGCCCCCUGAUGACCUCCCCGAGGCACAUUGCCAAGAGGCAGCUGAGCCAGCUCCAGGCCCAUGGCUUUUCUCUCUACUCUGCCUUCACCUACGAGUUUUGUAUCUACGGCAUCACUGAGGUGGUCAACUCCAAGACAAUCUCCUUUCCUGCAGCCACCAUCCUCAACAACCACGACCAGACCUUCAUCCAGGAGCUCAUCGAAGGGAUGUACUACGCUGGUGCCAACAUCGAGAGCUUCUCUUCCUCCAGUGGGCCCGGGCAGAUGGAGAUCACUUUUCACCCAGCCUUUGGCAUCGACGCUGCCGACAGUGCCUUCACCUUCCGCACGGGCAUCAAAGAGGUGGCCAAGAAGUACAACUACGUGGCCAGCUUCUUCUCAGAGUCAGGCUUCUACAACUCAGGGGCCCUGGCACACAGCCUGUGGGACCUGAACGGCCAGAAGAAUCUGUUCUCUGCUGGCUACGGGGCAGAGGAGCUGUCGGACAUGGGCAAGCACUGGCUGUCAGGGCUGCUGGCCCACGCCGCCGCCAUCAGCUGCCUGAUGGCUCCUACCACCAGCUGCCGCAAGCCCUACUGCAAGUACAGCAAGGAGUCCAAAGAGACUGUUAAUGCCCAGUGGGCCUACAAUGACAACAGCUGUGCCUUCAAUGUCAAGUGCCAUGGUGGCAAGGGCACCCUCAUUGAGAACAAACUCAGUUCUGCCACAGCCAACCCCUACCUGGUCCUUGCUGCUACCAUUGCUGCAGGCCUGGAUGGCAUCAAGAGAGGGCUCAGGUAUGAUGAGAUGCUGGAAGAAGAAAACCACAGCGCUGACCUGAAACACUCCUCAGUCCCUCUGAAACUGGAAGAUGCUCUUGUGGCACUGGAGAAGGACUCGUGCAUCAAGGAAGCCUUGGGAGAAACCUUCAUCAGGUACUUUGUGGCCAUGAAACACUACGAGUUGGAAACUGAGGAAAUGGACAUUGAGAGGAACAAGUGCCUGGGUUACUUCAUUUAGCAGGAAGAUACCUCUGCAGUGGUGCUGUGCCAGUGUGAGCAGUGAGUGCCUACCAGUCAUGA